Messenger RNA from Apodemus sylvaticus (European woodmouse), 1386 nucleotides. It is a transcript of the gene Tmprss5, whose product is annotated as transmembrane serine protease 5. Gene Ontology annotation, cellular component: plasma membrane. Bases 22 to 1386 code for a protein of 454 amino acids. The record is from RefSeq and is a predicted model, not a curated record. The transcript is spliced from 11 exons. NCBI's taxonomy places the organism in Eukaryota, Metazoa, Chordata, Mammalia, Rodentia, Muridae. Gene Ontology annotation, molecular function: serine-type endopeptidase activity. Gene Ontology annotation, biological process: proteolysis.
ACACUGGAUGACCAAAGCCCAAUGGAGAUUCGGUACCCAGAAGAGGGUGCUGGGCCUGGGAUCUUCAGAACAGAGUUGGGAGACCAGCAGCAACCCAUCUCUCAGUCCCAACGCUGGUGCUGCCCACAACGUGGCUGUGUAAUACUGGGAGCCCUGGGGCUGCUGGCUGGAGCAGGUGUUGCUUCGUGGCUCUUAGUAUUGUAUCUAUGGCCGGCUGCCUCUCCAUCCAUCUCUGGGACAUUGCAGGAGGAGGAGAUGACUUUGAGCUGUCCAGGAGUGAGCAGUGAGGAGGAGCUCCUUCCAUCUUUUCCCAAAACAGUAUCUUUCAGAAUAAAUGGUGAGGAUCUCCUGCUUGAAGUGCAAGUAAGAGCUCGGCCAGACUGGCUCCUGGUCUGCCAUGAGGGCUGGAACCCUGCCCUGGGCAUGCGCAUCUGCCAGAGUCUAGGGCAUAUCAGGCUCACUCAACACAAGGCCGUGAAUGUGUCCGACAUCAAGCUCAACAGAUCCCAGGAGUUUGCUCAGCUCUCGGCUAGACCAGGAGGCCUUGUAGAAGAGGCUUGGCAGCCCAGAGCUAACUGUCCUUCUGGCCGAAUUGUUUCUCUCAAAUGUUCUGAGUGUGGGGCAAGGCCUCUGGCUUCUCGGAUAGUUGGCGGUCAAACUGUGGCUUCUGGGCGCUGGCCCUGGCAAGCUAGCGUGAUGCUUGGCUCCCGGCACACGUGUGGGGCCUCUGUGCUGGCACCACACUGGGUAGUGACUGCUGCCCACUGCAUGUACAGUUUCAGGCUGUCCCGCCUAUCCAGCUGGCGGGUUCAUGCAGGGCUGGUCAGCCAUGGUGCUGUCCGACAACACCAGGGAACUAUGGUGGAGAAGAUCAUUCCCCACCCUUUGUACAGUGCCCAGAACCAUGACUAUGAUGUGGCUCUCCUGCAGCUCCGGACACCAAUCAACUUCUCAGACACUGUGGGCGCUGUGUGUUUGCCAGCCAAGGAACAGCACUUUCCACGAGGGUCGCAGUGCUGGGUGUCUGGCUGGGGCCACACCGACCCCAGCCAUACUCAUAGCUCAGAUACCCUGCAGGACACAAUGGUACCCCUGCUCAGCACCCACCUCUGCAACAGUUCAUGCAUGUACAGUGGGGCACUUACACACCGCAUGUUGUGUGCUGGCUACCUGGACGGAAGGGCAGAUGCAUGUCAGGGAGACAGCGGGGGACCCCUGGUAUGUCCCAGUGGUGACACGUGGCACCUUGUAGGGGUGGUCAGCUGGGGUCGUGGCUGUGCAGAGCCCAAUCACCCAGGUGUCUAUGCCAAGGUAACAGAGUUCCUGGACUGGAUCCAUGACACUGUGCGGGUGAGUAUGGAGCAGGAGAGCAGCCCCAGUUUCUGA